AUGAAAGAUACUAACGUUCGUUUUGAUCCACCACCAUCACCAACUCAAAUACACCAUCCAACAAUUGAAAAUCGUCGAUAUCAAAUACGAUCACCACCACCUUUGAUUGGAACUCGAUUGCGAAACCCCUUGAACAAUCGUUUAAUGUCACAAACGACCUGCAUCAAACCCACAUCUAAAAACAAUCUACACCCAUCAAUGCAUUGGCACGAUUAUUAUCCUCCAUCACCACUCGAUGAAAAUACUAUCUUACCUAAACCAACCUCUAAAACAAAACUGUAUUCCACACAAUGGAAACUCGAAAAUCAAAAAUCAAAAACUAAAAAGGCUUAUUACGGUAAUCCAAUGAUGGGUUAUGGUGGAAUGGGAGGUAUGGGUAUGUAUCCUGGUAUGGGUAUGGGCGGUAUGGGCGGUAUGGGCGGUAUGGGCAUGGGAGGUAUGGGUGGCAUGGGAGGUAUGAUGAAUCCUAUGGGAAUGGGUUACGGUAUGGGCAGUGGAAUGGGUAUGAUGGGUUAUGGAAUGCCAAGAUAUGGAGGGAUGUAUGGAGGAUAUGGGGGAUAUGGUGGAUAUCCAGGGAUGUGUGACCCUUUAAUGGGACAAUAUGGUGCGCCGUCAGCUGCAAAUUUUGUCGACGAUAAUCCAGAUGCUCAUCGAAUCGAACAUGCUUAUCGUCAAUCGGCUCCAGACGCUUACGGUAUGUGUAUGGGAAUGAUGGGUGGUGGCAUGGGUAUCAACAAUAUACCAGGUAGUCAAGUCAUGAUGUACGGCAGAGGAAUGCCAUAUAAUGGCUGGUACGCGUAA
Kwoniella shivajii is the source of this 801-nucleotide messenger RNA. RefSeq lists its product as uncharacterized. Lineage: Eukaryota; Fungi; Basidiomycota; Tremellomycetes; Tremellales; Cryptococcaceae. The record is from RefSeq and is a predicted model, not a curated record. The coding region runs from base 1 to 801 and encodes 266 amino acids. The transcript is spliced from 8 exons.